Molecule: messenger RNA, 1020 nt
Organism: Chaetura pelagica (chimney swift)
Lineage: Eukaryota; Metazoa; Chordata; Aves; Apodiformes; Apodidae
Gene: P2RY12
Product: purinergic receptor P2Y, G-protein coupled, 12
Exons: 1
Coding region: 1-1020 (339 amino acids)
Biological process (GO): blood coagulation; G protein-coupled receptor signaling pathway
Cellular component (GO): membrane
Molecular function (GO): G protein-coupled purinergic nucleotide receptor activity
Source: RefSeq, a predicted model, not a curated record
AUGAAAGCCACAAGCAACUUCAGCUACCCUAGGAAUGACAGCAACUGCACCAGCGAUAACAGAAUCAGCCAAGUCAUUUUUCCUGUGCUUUAUACAGUUCUGUUCCUGGUGGGUAUCACCAUGAACAGCCUGGCAAUGUGGGUCUUUUUUAAAAUAUCCAGUAAGUCCAACUUCAUCAUCUUCCUCAAGAACACAGUCAUUUCUGACUUCUUCAUGAUCUUAACUUUUCCAUUUAAAAUCCUUAGCGACGCAAAGCUGGUAUCAUGGAUACUGAGAGGGUUUGUGUGCCAGGUCACCCAGGUUGUGUUUUACUUCACCAUGUACAUUAGCAUUUUGUUCCUUGGCCUGAUAACCAUCGACCGCUACCAGAAAGCCACUUCGCCCUUCAGAACCUCAACACCAAGGAGCCUUUUAGGGGCCAAGAUCCUGUCCACAGCAAUCUGGAUAUCCAUGUUUGCUCUUUCAUUACCCAACAUGAUCCUAACAAACAAGAAGAAAAUGCCUAAGAACGUGAAAAAAUGUGCUCUCCUGAAAUCUGAGUUUGGCUUAGUCUGGCACGAAAUCGUAAACUACAUUUGUCAGCUCAUCUUCUGGGUGAACUUAGCAGUCAUAGUUGUAUGCUACUUACUCAUAAGUAAAGAACUGUACAAAUCCUACAAAAGGACAAGAUGCACAGGAAAGGCAUCCAAAAAGACUGUAAAUCUGAAGGUUUUUAUCAUUAUUGCAGUGUUCUUUAUUUGUUUUGUGCCAUUCCACUUUACUAGGAUCCCCUACACGUUGAGCCAAACACGGGACGUUUUUCAGUGCUCUGCUCAGAACACCUUGUUUAACCUGAAGGAGAGCACGCUGUGGCUGACAUCACUCAAUGCUUGCCUAGAUCCCUUCAUCUACUUUUUCCUUUGCAAAUCCUUCAGGAAGUCCCUGCUAGACAUGCUGUGCAAGCAGACAGCAACGUCAGAGCUCAGGGCACGGAUGAAGGAUCAGAAUGAAGCAGAUGACACAGACGAGACACAGCUCUAG